CCUUCUACAUGGCGGAAUGUUUCGUCGAAAUGACAGUAAUUAUGACCUGAUAAACAGCAAGAGGCAACUGAUUUAUUCAGAGAAAGCUUGAAUGAAUAAGUAAAACGUGAAUGCAGAGCUAAUAGAAAGUAAGAGCCCGCUGUGGUGAGGAACUGAUUAAUUUUUCCGGAGCCUUUGCAAUGCCGAAUGGAGGACCAGGAUCAAGUCCUUCGAGCCGCCGACCAUCGCUUAGGCCUCCAAGCCCAGGGACGGACUCAGCAGUGGCUCAGAUCCAACCACGACGAGGCUCCAGAGUACUCUUUGAUACCAAAACUCCGCCAUCGAUUCUUAGAUGGGAACUCUUAAACCGCGUUUUGGCGCUUUCUCUAAAGGGAGAUUGGCCGGCUGUGGAUCAACACCUCAACAGCCUGGAACGAAACAACAUGGAAGUAUCGUCGACGGAGGUCGAAGACAACGGCUUAACGCCGUUAAUGUUGGCUGCCCGUGACAACAAGCACAACAUUGUGGAAAAGUUACUUGAACUGGGCGCCGUGGUCACAGACAAGGACAAGGGGGGCCGCUCAGCUCUUCAUUAUGCAGCAUGUUCUGGCUCUGACGGUAUUGUGAAACUUCUUCUCUCCAAGAAGUCGGAUCCGACACUUCCAGCCGGGCCUGAGGAGCAACUUCCACUGCACAUCGCAUGCAGCCGACCAUCUGGAGCUUUGGAGAUUGUUAAAACUCUACUAAAGGCAACUGGAAAGGAUGCCAAACUCCUCACUGACAAAAGCGGGUCGAUCCCACUGUACCUUGCGAUCAUGGCAGGAAAUCAACAAGUAGUGAAAGAGCUACUCAGUUCCCAAACUGAACAGCAAGUGAAGAUCACCAGAGGGAUUAACGGAGACACCGUGUUGCAUGCUGCUGUACGCAAAAGGGAGAUUGAUAUCGCAAAGAUUCUUGUCGAAUGUGGUUGUCCUGUGGACCUCCAAAACUCCGAAGGCCAGACAGCUCUUCACAUCGCUGCUUACGAAGGAGAUGAAACAAUGAUCAAGUUUCUCCAAGCAGCUCGAGCUGAUGCGAAUAUCGCGGAUUCACACGACCGCACACCACUUCACCUGGCGGCUCAACGAGGUCACUCAGUGGUCGCCGAGUUCUUAGUGGAUAAACUGAAAGCCAACGUGAAUUUGAGAACUAAGGAUGGCAGUACACUGAUGCACAUAGCAGCUCAAGCAGGACAUCCUGACACUGCGUUGGUGUUUCUCAAAAAGGGCGUGCCCCUCCACAUGCCCAACAAGGACGGUGCUGUUUGCCUUCACGCGGCAGCGAGGAAAGGUCAUGUGGCAGUCGUCAGGGCUUUGUUGUCAAAGGGCGCCUCAGUGGACACCAAAACCAAAGAUCAGUACACGGCUUUACACAUCGCGGUGAAGUAUUGCAAACCACAGGUUGUUCAAGUCUUAUUGGGAUAUGGCGCCAAUGUCCAGCACAGAGGGGGCAAGGCCGAAGAGACACCGUUGCACAUUGCAGCACGGACCAAGGAUGGCGAAAAAGUAGCAGAGAUGCUGACCAAGAGUGGAGCAGAUGUCAAUGCACCGAGUGACAAUGGAGAGACAGCGGUGCAUGUGGCCGCAAGAUUUGGAAACUUGAAAAUAUUAAAGUUGCUCAUCAACGAAAAAGCUGAUGCUGCGAGGAGAGCGAAGAAUGGCGAAUCUGCCCUCCAUCACGCCAUCCGGGCAGGACACUACUUAGUGCUAGAAGAAUUGAUUCGAGUCUUAUUCCAAAUGAAGUCUAAAGCUGUAGCAAGACUUGUCAUCAAUAUGCCAACUGAUAAAGGUGAGACUCCUCUGCAUUACGCUGCCAAGUUAUCCAAACUGAAAGUCAAAGGGAACGCUGACAUAGAUAUCGUCAAAUUGCUUCUUGAACACGGUGCCGAUUGCACAGCAGUCACGCAUCAGUCCAUGGAGACUCCAAUCCACGAGUGCGCACGCUCAGGGAACAACGACAUCUUGAUAGCUUUAUUAAAGUCCAUUCCCCCUUCCAAGCUUCAAGUCACGGUCAAUAAACGAUCGUCAAGUGGUUCUUCGCCUCUGCUUGUUGCUUCAUACAAAGGAAACGCGGAAAUUGUGCGUACGUUGCUGAAGUACCAUGCAAGAGUAGAUGUCUUUGAUGAGUCUGGACGAGCUGCUUUACACAUCUGCGCAGAACGCGGUCAUCUUGAGGUGGCGAAAGAAUUGUUAGAGCACAAAGCUUAUGUGAAUGCGAAAAGCAAGGUGGGGCUUACUCCACUUCAUCUGGCGGCAGAGAGCGGCCACAAAGAGUUAGUCGGACUUCUGGUCGCUAGCUAUAAAGCUAGUGUGGAUGCUUUGACGCUGGAAAAGAAGACAGCUCUUCAUUUGGCCGCAGAAAAGGGCCGAUUACAAGUCUGUGAACACCUUCUGGAGUUAAGAGCCGACAUAAGCGCGCUGGACAACAAAGGUCAAACGCCUCUUCACUACGCCGCACAAAAUGAUCAUUCACAAGUGGUAACGCUGUUUCUAACUCACAAACCUGGAGUCAUGAUGCAACAGAACGCGGAGGGCAGCACGUGUGUUCAUAUUGCAGCAAUGAAGGGCAGUGUGUCUGUGAUGAAGGAGCUAUUGAAAUUUAACCCUUCAGGAAUCACAACAGCCAGAAACAAGGAAAAGUUUUCUACGCCCUUGUUGCUUGCAGCCAGCGGUGGUCAUAAAGUUGUUGUGGAAGUGUUGAUAGCUCAUGGAGCUUCGGCAAGUGAUGAAGAUGCGGAAGGGAUGACAGUUCUUCAUCUCGCAGCAAGGUUUGGACACGUGGACGUCUUAGAGGUUUUGCGCGGAAAGGUUCCUUGGAGCAUGGCAAGCGUUAAGACCGGCCUGUCCGCCCUUCACGUAGCUGCCCAGUAUGGUCAGAUUGAAGUAGUCAGAGAAAUGCUGCUGAAAGUUUCCGGAACCAUCAAAAGCGAGUCUCCUGCAAUGAUGAACAAUGGUGACAAAGGACCACGUUCAGAUUACUGUUUCACACCUCUUCAUUUGGCGGCACAAUCUGGUCACGUGGGUGUUGUGCGAAUUCUGCUGAACUCGCCUGGUGUGCGCGUGGAUUCGGCAACAGCUGUACAUGGCUCCAUUCCUCUUCACUUGGCUGCCGAGAAUGGCCACUCUGAGGUUGUCAGUAUUCUCUUAAGUAAGUCAACACUACAGCUUCACGUUAAGGAUAAACUUGGCCGAACAGCCAUGCAUCUGGCUGCCGCCAAUGGACAUCGGGAACUGAUCUCUCAGCUUAUUGGACAAGGAGCCGAUAUCAACGCGCCGGAUGAGAAUGGUUACGCACCAAUGCAUAUGGCAGCCGAGGCUGGCCACGUUGAAGUUGUCAAACUUCUGGUGGAGUCUGGGGCGUCACCAAGAGUGGAAUCUCAGGAUGGCAAAUUCCCCAUUUGUUACGCUGCCAUGCACGGUCACCUGACUGUUGUGAAGUUUUUGCUACAAGAGGAACUUAGCACUGAGACGUUGCUUGGAGACCGAAAGUUCUUGUUUGAUUUGAUGGUCUGUUCAAACCUGGACGAAAACGAAUCAGUCAUAGACUUCAUCCUGCAGUGCCCAGCCCCUAUUUACGCCGCAGCUAAACUCUCAAAGCAUUACCGUAACGAGUCCACGAGGGAAAAAGAGCGCGGGCGCGAUCUGUUGGCGGCGGGAGAUGUCUGUGAGAACAUUGCGUCCGAAUUGCUUUCUCUCGCAUGCGCAGAUAGCGCCGAGAUACUGCUGACCGCUGUUGACGACCGGGAAGUACCAUUCUUGGAUUAUCUCAUCGAAUGCGACCAGAAGAAAUGCGUGUCGCACCCAUCGGUUCAGGUUUACCUGGGCGACGUUUGGCGCGGAGAUUUUCAAUGGGAUGAUUGGAAGUAUUUCUUAUUGUUUACGCUAUGCCUGAUUUGUCCACCGCUUUGGGCAUUUCUUUGCAUUCCCUGGAAAGACAGUUAUCAUAAAAUACCGAUUAUCAAGUUUAUUUGUCAUUUGAUCUCGCAUUUCUACCUUAUUGUACUAUUUUGUUUCACUGUUGUGGUACCAUGGACAGAUUUAACUGGAAAGACAUUACUACCUAGGUGGUAUGAAUGGCUCUUACUGAUCUGGCUGUCAGGAUUAUUUUUAUCCCAGCUCACGGAUCCCCACGAUCGCGCUGGACUGGGUUGGAUACCCAUCAUUGUGCUCUUUUUGAGUUUAAUUGGCAUUUUUGUGCAUUUAGCGGCGUUCGGGAUCCAUGACGACUACAAAGAUGACGUAAUAUACGCUCGAAACCAGUUCUUUGCAAUAUCCAUGAUGCUUUGCUUUGCACAACUCCUGGACUUCCUCUCGUUUCAUCAUUUGUUCGGUCCGUGGGGGGUAAUCAUCCGGGAUCUCAUGUACGACCUGGUGCGUUUUCUUGUCAUUUUAUUGAUCUUCAUGGUGGGAUUUACCGCGCACUUAGCGGCCGUCUAUCGGCAGCUUAAACCACACAAUGGAACCGCACUUGGACAACAGGACACGCCAAAAAGUUUUCUCGAGUGUUUCGAGCUACUUUUCUUCAGUUUGUUUGGAUUGACAGAGCUCAGCACACUGACUAAAGACCAGGAGACCUACGUGUCUGUGUUGGCAAAAGCGACAUUCGGAAUCUACAACUUGAUUACAAUCAUCGUUCUCAUCAAUCUGCUCAUAGCUAUGAUGAGCGACACUUACCAAAGAAUUCAAAUGCAGUCAGAUAUCGAGUGGAAAUUCGGCCGCGCUAAACUAAUCCGCAACAUGAAGCGGUCUACGACCACGCCUUCCCCACUGAAUCUUGUUACAAAACUCUUCUCUUACAUCCGUGUACUUUACAAAGCAAAAUUCAAAUGUUGCCGAGCCGACAUUAUUGAUAUUCUCCGCACCGACGAACAGCUUCCUGCAAGUAAUUCAAUAAACCCGUUAUACGAAACUUCCAACUCGUGGCCUCCAAAUGGAAGUAUUAAUCAUCGCGGAAGCACGUACAGAACUGCUAGAAUCGAGGAUGUCAUAGACUGGAAAGCCCUUGUGAAAAAGUUUGUAUCUCUGCGGGGAAAUACCAGCGACCUCGCGGGCGGUGGCCAGGUCAAUCGCGAUAAGUUAGCGUCGCCACGUGAGUCGCACGUGAACAUGAGAGCGAGAACCGAGUCUGGACAGGGUCGGCGACCUGGCACUGGAAUGGGUUCCACGCUGUCUCUCCAUCGAGUUGUCGCUGCUACAGUGAGAAAAAUUGACAUCGUGUCAAACAUUAAGGAUGCCAGUGAAGAGUGAAGUGUGAAGUGAAGUGAAGUGUGUGAAGUGUGACAGUUGGCUAAAGUGACAGAUGACUUUGUAAUGCAGAUAAGGGUUACUGUGAAUUGUACUGACCUUGGGAUGGGUGUUGAAAGUGCACUGCAAUGUCAAUCAACCAAUGUCAUCUUGUCACGGUAAUCGCACUCAUUGUUUGAACUCAAAGAAGCACCUCGUCCUCUGGCGUUAUCUGCCCUUCACACUAAACUAGAACAAUGUCUUUUUCUUUACGAAUAUGAUGAAGCAAAAUAUCUACAUUAUCCUGAGAACAAUCCCCUAACGACCUCCAAAUGCGCAUGCUCUAUCAUUUGCAUAGCCUUCCAACAAGAAGGCUUCUUGCUUAGAUCGGAGAGGACGUUAGAGUUCCAUCCUGGAUUUAAAACUGGGAAUGAUAAUAUGAUCGCAAUCAAUGACCCUGUUUUGGUUUUGCGAUAUCUUAUGUUACUGUCUUGAAGCUAAAACAAUAUGCAAAAAUCUCGACUGUUUCCUUCUUAGUUUACCAAGUUUUUUCGUUUUAACUUACAUUUGUGAAUUUAAAUUUGUUUAAUUGCAUACAGCUAUUUAUGGUCAUUUUAAGUACAGUAACGUAAAGGAAUUGCUUGUUUUGAGUGAGAUAAUACAUAAGCCUAAUCUCCUUAAAGGGGGUAAUUUAGUAUUAUCAACUCAGUUGAUAACGUAAAUCGCUCCAUCGCUCUGACGAGGGGCUAAUGCUCAAAACGUCAGUUUUUUAACUCUUUACAGAGGCCAAUUUACGUUAUUAACUUAGUUGAUAAUACUAACUUACUCUAAUCUCCAUAUUUUCACUUUGUUUAUACCAACGUCGUUUCCAAGGACCCUCUUUUACUCACCCCCUUAAAAAGUGACUUUGGAAACGAGAAAAACUCGUUCCCUGGGGCUAUCUCCUUCUCGCUGUCGCGAAAGAGAGAGAGUAAAAUAGAGCCCACAAACGAUGUUGUGUUCACAGUAAUACAUCGCUGAAUCAUUUUUUACCUACCGCCUGUUUAGUAUUUACUGGACCUCUUAAAUAAAGCUUUAACUUACAUAGGUGCAUAUAACGUAAAUCAUCCAAAGUUUCAUUUGCUCUGUGCGCAUGCGUGUCGGAGGGACUUCCAUCGAAAUGGAAGGACUAAAAUUUGAAGUAGAUUUCUGGUCGAUAACUGUGUUGUUACUUCAGCUUCAUUUUCUUUUUCAUUUAGUAUCUUUCAAUAAAAGGUGGACCCUUUUAUAUACUAAAAUCUAAAGAUAGUGUUUCUCUGUCCGCUUUGACAUAACGCUUUCGUGGGCCUUUAAACCAAAGGUUUCUCUCUUUAGAGGAGUAUAUCCCUGCUACUUAAUUUAUUA
Pocillopora verrucosa is the source of this 6623-nucleotide messenger RNA. Its product is annotated as serine/threonine-protein phosphatase 6 regulatory ankyrin repeat subunit A. Gene Ontology annotation, cellular component: membrane. Gene Ontology annotation, biological process: calcium ion transmembrane transport. The record is from RefSeq and is a predicted model, not a curated record. Gene Ontology annotation, molecular function: protein binding; calcium channel activity. Lineage: Eukaryota; Metazoa; Cnidaria; Anthozoa; Scleractinia; Pocilloporidae.